Malania oleifera is the source of this 2976-nucleotide messenger RNA. Its product is annotated as ferric reduction oxidase 8, mitochondrial. The transcript has 10 exons. The record is from RefSeq and is a predicted model, not a curated record. NCBI's taxonomy places the organism in Eukaryota, Viridiplantae, Streptophyta, Magnoliopsida, Santalales, Ximeniaceae. Gene Ontology annotation, cellular component: plasma membrane. The coding region runs from base 554 to 2668 and encodes 704 amino acids. Gene Ontology annotation, molecular function: oxidoreductase activity.
GCAGGGAACGAGAGAGUAACUUUUUCAAUUCCUUUUUUCCUUGGAAGUUAGAAAACUUGAAAUUGAUGCCUUGCAAGAAUAAAGCAGGGGAAUUAGAAAGAACUUGAAGGGAUUCAAGAAUGUUUCGAAAGAUAGCAUUCUUAAUAUCUUCCCACGCCAUUUUUGUUGGGGAUGAGCAGUAAGUACUCAAUUCAUACACCAGAGAUGGGUGGCUAGAAGCUGAGGGAAGAUGAAAUUUUUGCUGCCUUUCUUUUUGAAAGGUAAGAACGUAGUAUGGUGUUUCUUUUAGAAGGAUGUUUUGCUCGAGAUCAAGAGAGACUAUGGGGUUUCUGGAAUUGACGAUUGUGCAUUUUACUUAAAUGGAGAAAUCGUCAAAUGAUUGAUUGAUAACCCAUUGCUACAAGGGCAGUGGAAGAUGGGCUGUGCAUAAUUGAUUUCAAAGUGCUUCAUCCAGCUUGACUGUACAAAAGCAAGACUACCCUUAUCACUGGCGAUUCCUGUCUAAUCAGAGUUCUUAACACCUGCUCCCCUGCAAGAAUUGUAGAAGACAGGCAUGGCAACAGCUGCACUUCUAGCUGUUUAUAAAGUAUUGAUGAUCUUAAUAUUUCUUGGUUGGGUUUCUGUUUGGCUACUUAAGCCCUCACAACUUUGGACGACAAAAUGGCAGGAAGCUGAAGACAGUGUGGGAGCAACAAUAUUUGGGUAUAAUGGCCUUGAUUUUUCUGUUUAUGCAUUCCCCAUUAUUGCUCUGGCAAUAAUUGGACUUGUUUACUUGGAAUUGCAAUCGAACGAACCAAGAGGCAGACGCGGGAGAAACUCAGCCGUAGAUCUUUCCAAUCCACUGGUUGUUAACAGCUAUGUGGGUAUUUUGUCUGGUAUUGAGAUUCUUGCUGUGUCCCUCUUCAUCCUCUUUCUUGCAUGGACAUUCUAUGCCCGGAUCUCUGAUGAUUUGAAGAAAACAAUGUCAACCAAAUCAUUUAAGUUGACUGGAUGGAAUUACAAGUUUUCAAGGGUGGCAGUCCGGUUUGGUUUACUGUCAGAAGCCUGCCUGGCUCUGCUGCUUCUGCCAAUCUUGAGAAGGAUGGCCUUAUUUCAGUUACUUGGUGUCCGGUUUGAAGCUUCAGUAAGGUACCAUACCUGGCUUGGGACAGCCAUGAUAUUUUUUUCAACUUUUCACGGAGCAGGCACCAUUUUCAUCUGGGGUAUUAAACAUCACAUACAAGAAGAGAUGUGGAAAUGGCAGAAAACAGGACGGGUAUACCUUGCUGGGGAGAUUGCUCUUGUUACAGGACUGGUUAUCUGGAUCACAUCACUUCAACAAAUGAGGAGGAAACAGUUUGAAAUUUUCUAUUACACACACCACCUGUACAUAGUCUUUUUACUAUUUGUCUUGUUUCAUGUUGGAGAUCGGCAUUUCUAUAUGGUAUUCCCAGGUGUUUUUCUUUUUGGCCUUGACAAGCUCUUCCGAGUCAUACAAUCAAGACCAGAAACUUGCAUACUUUCUGCACGAAUCUUCCCCUGCAGAGCCAUCGAGCUUACUCUGCCUAAAGACCCAAGACUGAAGUAUACUCCAACAAGCAUGAUUUUUGUGAAGAUCCCAACUAUAUCAAAACUUCAAUGGCAUUCUUUCAGUAUAACAUCAAGCUCUAGUGUUGAUGACCACACGAUGUCUAUCAUAAUCAAAUGCGAAGGAUGGUGGACCAGUACUCUCUUUAACAUGAUACAAGGUGAGGUAAACUCUUACGCUGAUAAGAAGAAAUGCAUCCCUAUUGCAGUUGAAGGCCCUUAUGGACCAGCCUCUGUUGACUACCUAAGAUAUGACUGUCUACUGCUAAUUGGGGGAGGAAUCGGAAUAACCCCAUUCCUAAGCAUGUUGCAGGAAAUAAAUCAUUCCUGUAGUGGGAACAGAAAUAGGUUCCCUACAAACAUACAGCUUAUAUGUGUUGUGAAAAAAGCUCAUGAUAUCUCCCUGUUAAAUCCGAUUUCACCUUUAUUCCUGACGCAGUCGACCAAACAACUGCAUCUAAAACUGAAGGUCUUUGUGACCCAGCAACAGCAAUAUGGUGCAACGGUCAGAGACUUGCUGCAAGAAUUUUAUAGAAUGGAGACUUUAAACUUCGAUACAAAAUGUUCACAGUAUGCAACACAUGGGCUAGAAAGGUUAUUUUGGAUGGCUGCCAUGACAGGGUUUUCCACCAUUGUCUUCAUUGUUUUGCUUAGUUGUUUGAGACAUGUCAUUCUCCAUCCCGAAAAGAAGGCCUUCAAACAGAAAAGUCCCUCUUGGGUUGCUGAUCUUCUUCUCAUGUGUUCAUUUGUCAUGGCCAUAUUAUGCGGCUCUUUGGUGGCAGUUACUUUAAGAUGGAGAAGGCUGAGAAAAGAAAUUCCUCUGAACUCCGACAAGGAAGACACAACUAAGGAAUUAAAUUUGUGGGAGGAUGCUCUCGAGGAACAUGAAAUCUAUUUCGGAGGAAGACCCAACUUCCCAGAUAUAUUUUCUAAGUUUCCAAAUGAAAGUUGGGGAUCUAAGAUAGGAGUCGUGGUGAGCGGACCUGAAUCAAUGAAGGAGUCAGUGGCAUCAUUGUGCAGGCUAAACUCUCAAAGUUUGAGGAUGUGUGCUGAGAACAAGAAACCACACUUCAGUUUCCACCCUCUCAACUUCACACUCUAGGCUGACCAUAUGUAAGACUAGAAAGAACAUGUUCUGUUCAUGUUUAAACGUCGUUCAACCAUUGAUAACAAGAAUUGAGAUGCUUCUAUCCUGCUUCAUUGCUUAUUUUAUUGUUCAUUAAAUGUAUAUAGUACAUAAAUGCCAUGCAACACGACUAUGCUCUCAGAAUAUAGAAGAGUAGGCUUGCAGCUUCUUUUCCUUUUCCAUUCCCAUAUUUGUAUGUACUGCAACUGCCAAGAGCUAGUUUUACUGUUCUACCAAAUAUCUGAUAUGGACCAAUGAGCAAUAGAUGUAGAAGUUUUCCUUAA